AUAGUGCGGCAGGACAAAUGUGGAGCUCCAUGCGAAUGAUUACAGGGCAAAAUGCUAAAUACAUCACCCAUUUUUAGAGUAUUGUAUAGUUUUAAAAACGAAUAAUCAGUUUUUUCUUCCAAACUUUCUAAAUAAUGGAAAUAUUGUUGUUACUGCUCCAGUCGAAGAACAGUUUUUCCUCUGAAAUUCUGGGAACCUUGGCUUGGACCGACGGAGUCCAUUUCAACUGGUAAAAGAGUGGGAUGGAUGAAAAAGACUAGUGAUCUAUUGUGUCAGCGAGACGGAAAAGGUGAAAACACAGACAGAAUAACAUUUUAUGACUGAAAGGAGCAGUGAAAAAUCAUUGGAAAGACAUUUCAGCAGCCCUUCCUCUCCCAGUCGUGUAUUGUUUUCCACGGACUCCACCAGUGGGAUGCUUUUACAUUGUGUCGCUUUUUAGGGUACGGCUGUCUGGACUGCACCGGGGGGAGAAAUAUGGGUGAAGUUCAGGAUGUCAGAGAUGUGAAGAAGUCCUGCGUUGCUCCAGCGAUAAAGUCUUAUGAACACUAUGAUUUCUCCCGAGCCAAGAUAUGUUGCAGCCUCACAUGGCUGGUGGCCAAAGCAUACGGGACAGAUAGCAUCCCAGCAGACCUAAGGGACCCCUUCUACAUAGACCAGUAUGAGCAGGAGCACCUGAAGCCUCCGGUGGCCAGCCUCCUGCUCUCUGCAGACCUGUACGGCCGGGCCGGCAGCCUCAUCUUGAAGAGUGACGCUGCCAAGCCGCUGCUGGGCCACGAUGCCGUCAUCCAAGCGUUGGCUCAGCGGGGUCUCUACGUCACGGACCAGGAGAGGCUGGUCAAUGAGCGGGACCUGCGGAGGAGGCCUCUGCAAAUGAGCGCCCACUUGGCAAUGAUUGACACCCUCAUGAUGGCGUACACGGUAGAGACUGUGAGCGUAGAUAAAGUGAUGGCCUGCGUUUGUCAAUAUUCAUUCUGCAAAGCCGAGCUGGAAACGCCGUACGACACAGAGGACGCAGUGACCACCUGGAUUAACAAGGUCAACGAAUAUCUAAAAGAAGUUGUAGCUCAGGAGCAGAAGAAGGAGACGCAGAGUGCUGAGCCAGCUGGGAGUCCUCGGUCUCCAACCAAGUGGUACAUGAAGCUUGUGCCUGCGCGCUACAGGAAGGAGCAGGGCUCGACCCAGCCGGCCCCCUGGAUCCCUCCAGUGGACAACCUGCUGAAAGACAGCGCAGAUGGCUCAGCUCUGGGCGCGCUGCUGCACUUUUACUGCCCUCAGCUGCUGCCGCUGGAUGAUGUCUGUCUGAAGGAGAAUAUGACUCUGGCUGACCGGCUCUACAACCUGCAGCUCAUACAAGACUUCUGCAAAGACAACCUGAGCAGUUGCUGCCACUUCAGCCUGGAGGACAUGCUGUACGGCUCCUCCACCAUCAAGAGUAACUACCUGGUGUUCAUGGCAGAGCUGUUUUGGUGGUUUGAGGUGGUCAAACCAUCUUUUGUGCAGCCAAGAAUGCUGGAAAAUGACAGUACAGAACCCUCAUCCUUGUUGAAGAACAUACCAGCUAUCCCCAUCUCCAAGGCAACUAAAAGAAGUUUCAUGGAGAGACCUCCAAGUCCCGAAGGACCUAGUUUACCCCUUCGGCCCCAGCCUCGAAACUCAGGAGAAAUCAAGAGGUCAACCUCAAUGUCCUUUGUUGAUGGCAACCUGGGGACUUGGCCCAAAGAGAAAAGGUCUGGGCCUUAUGGAGUUUCUUUUGACAUCCCGUUUGACAAAGAGGACUCUGCUCCGGACCCAUUUUCCUCCGCGCGUGGCAUGGUCCGGUCCGUCAGCACAGACGACGGUUCUGGUUUCAAGGUCCACCACAUGCCGCGUGGAAUGAAGCGCAACCUGUCCUUCCAGCCGGUGAACGGUCAGGGCGUUGGCAUUGAGGAGGAAGGCUGCCCAGACAGCCUCGCCGGUGUGGAGCCGAGCAGUGGAGCACACCCCAACGGACACGGCAGUGUCAUGGAAAAGUCUCCCUCCAUAGAGGAAGCCCUCCAGAUCAUCCACAGCCCCAGUCGGCCACCUGCAGAAGGAAUCAACAAUGGUUUCUUUCUGCACAAUCAGAGCCACGGAGCCGGUGCUGGUGGCCUAGGCACAGUGUCAGAGUCGGACUCCAAAGGACUUUUGAGCACGACAGACACCACAGAGGUUGACACGGGCAUCCAUAUCCGGACAGAGGACAUGCUGGAUGAAGACUCGUCUCUCAAAGACUGCUCUGUGAACAUGGACCUGGAUGUGGAUCCUCCGAGCCCCUGUCCGAGCAGUCGGAGUAAAUCCCCAUCGGGAGUGAAAAUGACCACCUUUGCUGAGCAGAAGAUGAAGAAGCUCAGUCCAACUGCUCCAGAUUCGGGCAGGGGCAGCAGCAGCUCCCUGAAGACGCCUCCGGAGGGCUCUGAGUUUGGGGCACCUCUAUCCGUGUCCUGGGCCCCAACUCCCGAGCACAGCCCCAUACACCAUCAAACUCCACCACCUGUUCCUCUUCAGGCAUCGGCCGCGCCCCUCCAACUUCCACCCAAUGACCCUGCGCAGGUCAUGGCUACAGAGAUGGUCCAGCUGAGGAUGAGGCUUGAGGAGAAACGGAAAGCCAUAGAAGCACAGAAAAAGAAAGUGGAGGCAGCUUUUACGAGGCAUCGGCAAAAGAUCGGAAACUCGGCAUUCCUAAAUGUGGUGAAGAGGAAAGGGGAUGGAGCUGCUAGUGGAGAGGAAGGAGGGAAAGGUGAGGCAGAAGGGAAGUCGGCAAGCACCAGUCCCACCUUUAAAUUUGGUAGAAGCAAGGCAGACACCCCUGACGGGGCAGAGCAAAGCAGCAAAUCCCCCUGUUGGCAAAAGACACCAGGAGCAGGUGAGGAAGGAGUACAAAGUCAUCCUCAGCCAACCGAGGUGGAUCUCUCAGAUUACACGCGGUCUAUCGACAAGCUCAACCAUUCUUUAGCUUUCCUCCAGACGGAGAUGCAGCGCUUGGCUCAGCAGCAGGAAGUGAUCAUGGCCAUGAGGGAGCAGCAUCAUCAACAAGCUUGGGUCAUUCCUCCUCCACACACCACACCCUCGCCGCAAAAGCACACCAGAGCCGGAGCCAUCACCCGUUCCUCGGGACCCUCUUCCCCCGUCGACUCGCCUCGUUCCACACAUCGCUCUCCAACCAGCAUCAAGCGCAAAUCCGCAUCCUUCCACUCGCGCAAUCCUCGCACAGCUCGACCCACUGAGCUUAAGUUGGCCCCUUACAAUCGAGUCCUAACUGCGCCGCAGUCUGUCGACAGCAUCCCACGGCUGCGCCGGUUUUCUCCGUGCCAGCCCUUGGCGAGCGCCUUCAUCUACAUGGGGGAGAAGCCAGUCGGCCCAGACGGGGGUAAUAACAAGGAGCUGGACUCGCUCCUUUCCCCAGAGAGAGAAAUAGCAAAUAUAUACACGGGCACUUCCCCCCCGAGUUCCCCCAACCUGCAGAGCAAAAAAGAACAAUCAAAUGAGCAAAACCAGGAAGCAGAGGGUCACUCUUCUGACAUGGAGACUCACGACCAGAACGACGGUGGGCAGAAGUCAUACAUGGAACUCAAACCUACUUUAGAGUCGUCCUUCCCUGAAGUUCUGGCCCACCCUGUGGUGGAGACUUUCACCGUAGCACCAACAGAGUUUCCUCCUGAGCCAGAACCGUCAGGCCUCGCCAAAAGCAGUUUGAUUGAAGUUCCACUGUCUGUCGUGAAGCCGCUGGAGGAACUGAUGACUGAUGACGGCUCUGAGCUGGAAUGCAAUCUGGAGAGCCUGGACGAUGAACAGAUGAUGUGUCGCGGCUUCUUCUUUAAGGACGAUGAGAAGGCUGAGGAAAACAUGGCACAGAAGAGAGCUGCGCUGUUGGAGAAAAGGAUGAGACGAGAGAAGGAGAGCCAGCAGAAGAAGAUGCAGCUGGAGGCAGAGCUUGAACAAAAGAAGGAGGAAGCUCGGCUGAAAGCAGAGGAGGAGCGUCUCAGAAAGGAGGAGGAAAAGGCCAGGAGGGAGUUCAUCAAGCAGGAGUACCUGAGGAGGAAGCAGUUGAAGCUGAUGGAAGACAUGGACACUGUCAUCAAGCCUCGACCAGCCGGCGCGGCCCGGCAGAGGCGAGGUCGACCCAAGUCUAUCCAUCGUGACAGCAUGGACUCCCCAAAAACGCCUGCCAGGACUGCUACAGGUUCACGGCAACGUGUCUUUUCAGUCUCCAGCUUGUCCCUGGCCUCCCUCACCCUGGGCGACAGCGACAGCGUUCAGUCUGAGAAGAGGACGCCGAGAAGUUCUAGUUUAGCUUCUAGUGGUCUCUUCUACUUUUUGAGCUCCCCUAAGCGGAGAAGGAAAAGGCCAGACUCUGCAGAUGGCUUCCUGUCCCCAAGUCGAUCUAGCAGCAGGAAUGGAGAAAAGGACUGGGAGAAUGGAUCCACCACCUCGUCUGUUACAUCAAACACAGAAUAUACUGGACCGAAGCUUUACAAGGAACCCAGUGCCAAAUCUAACAAGCACAUCAUCCAAAAUGCUCUUGCUCACUGCUGCCUCGCAGGAAAGGUCAACGAGGGGCAAAAGAACAAGAUCCUGGAGGAAAUGGAAAAAUCAGAGGCCAACAACUUCUUGGUUUUGUUCCGGGAUGCCGGCUGCCAGUUUCGGUCUAUCUACACAUACUGUCCUGAAACGGAAGAGAUCAACAAGCUGGCGGGCAUCGGCCCCAAGAGCAUCACACGCAAGAUGAUCGACGGGCUCUACAAGUACAACUCUGACAAGAAGCAGUUCAGUCAGAUUCCAGCCAAGACCAUGUCGGCCAGUGUGGACGCCGUGACCAUCCACAGCCACCUCUGGCAAACCAAGAAGCCAGCCACCCCCAAGAAAGUAGUGCCUGUGCAGUCCUAGUGGAACUUGAUACCCCAACUGUUACCAUUUCCCCCUCCACAAACCCAUCUCAAUUUGCACUUCACUGUACAUAUCCAUAAAGAUUCAAACACCUGCAAUGCCAGUUAGAUGAAUGCAUAUGCGUCUUUUUCUCCUGUUAGUUUCAUUUUGCAUUCAUGUCCUUGUUUAUCGUGUCUACUCUGGACUGGAUGUGACAAUAAUUAAGGCGGUAGAUAACUGAAAUAUAUGACAUGCUGAAGAAUGACGGACUGACCAUCUGAUCAUCUGUGUUUUUAAAGAUGGCCAUGUUUGACUCGGCUUAUGAAGGCAUGCGUGAGCUUGUUUUUGUUUCUAUGUGCCAAACAUCAAAAAAGAGACAAUAUGAAUGCUAGGACAUUUUACUUGUGACACUGAAGCACUGAAUGUUUUUAAUUCAUUCAUACAAAUUGAAUUUCUGUUUGCAUUAUCCUGUUGAUGUGUGGCCUUAUGAGCAUUUUGUUUUUUUAGCGUGUGAGUGCAAUGAAGUGAUUGUAAAGCAGAAGCUUUUCUUUUUUUUUUUGUAUUUGGAAGAACACUUUUUCUUAAGCUCUGUAGGCUAAACAGUUUGUAUAUGAAGGUACGCGAAGGGCCAAAAGAACUAAUUGCAUACAGCUAGCGUUUACCACACAGUCGGUGUGUGUUCAGCUCAACAAAGCCAAGCGGUUUCAGCUUUUUUCAGAACCCUUUUUGAGGAGGAGAUUUUAAUGCGUGCAGGGCGUUGCUACGGACCACCGGUUUUCCACCGGCGUGCAGAUGAUUUGUGCCAUAAUGAACAAUGUGUGAAAAACUGUUUUCUAAUAUACAGUAUAAGCAUUCUGCCAUGGUUAUAAUUUUAGUAAUAAUUUAAAUUUUAUCUGGAUCUACAGAAGUUGUUUCAAUUAAGUUAAACAGUUAUUUGAAAGCAGACUUAACUUCCACAUUUGUUUGGAUCAAUUCAGCCGAAAGGAAUGACUACUUUGCUGCUGGUUCACAACAGGUUUGUGAACAAAUAAAAUCAUUCAGUAUUACUUUCUUUAUUAUUAUUAUUAUUAGCAAAUGCUCCCAAUGCAGGAUCUUUGUGGUAUUUAAAGUACAUGGGGAUGAGGAAUAUUACUAGAAUCCAACAAAUAUUAAUGAAUCUUAUUACUCUUUAAAUCUUAAUUUAAUUAAAUUGCACUAGUGCUUUAACAGUAUUAAAUUCAUACUUAUACUGCUCGUCUUAAUAAUGUUUACACUCAAAAUGUAAGACACUUCCGCAAAGCACCAAAAUGUUAGCAUAGUGCAUACCAUUGACCACAGAUGAAUUAACAAAAUGUUUCUUAUCUGUAAAGAUCAGUAUUCCCCAGUUUAUUAAAGAUUUCCCAUUAAAACUUGCCACACCUGCAUCUUUUGCUCAUGUCACACAUGUAGGUUUUAGGCAUGAAGUGUGUGAAUUGGCAGAAAAUGUGUAUUUUACCUAUAAAUGCAACACAUCUUAGGUAGGUCAGUAUGGUGGUUUUUCUUACCUUGUUUUUGCAAUUUAAUCUUCAAAAUCCACCUUCUAAUGCAAGGCAGAAUAAUGGACGUGGAUCCUUACUGCUGCAAACGGGUAGAGACUCACUGCUGGGUUCUGUUGGCGUCUGUGUCUUGUUACUUUUUGCCACCGAAUGUCAAAUCCACACUAUGUGCAGUUGUCAGGAAAAUAAAUCUGCUAACAUGGUGUUGCGUGGGGGGCGGGGUUAUUUAAGACCAAAAGAGAGCAUGUACAUGUUUUUUUGUUGUCUGUCUUUUUUUAUGUAAUCUUGUACGACAGAAAGAUGUGUUUCACUGUUGUUAAUUGAAAGGAUGUGUCCACACAAGCUCUGUCCACCUGCAGUUGGCUGUUGAAGGCCGAGGCACAAGAUAAUUUAAAGUGUAACGAUGCUGUACAGUCUGUUCAUGUGAACUACUUAUUUGCUAUGAUUAUUUUGUUCAGUUUGUUAAAUGCUGUGCUGUCAUUCAACAUACUACAGAAACUGAAGUCUCAUUUUUGAUUUUUUUUUUCAUUAAAUAAACUCAAGC
Cololabis saira (Pacific saury) is the source of this 6939-nucleotide messenger RNA. It is a transcript of the gene camsap2a, whose product is annotated as calmodulin regulated spectrin-associated protein family, member 2a. The transcript is spliced from 19 exons. Gene Ontology annotation, cellular component: microtubule minus-end. The coding region runs from base 475 to 4902 and encodes 1475 amino acids. Gene Ontology annotation, biological process: neuron projection development; cytoplasmic microtubule organization; negative regulation of microtubule depolymerization. NCBI's taxonomy places the organism in Eukaryota, Metazoa, Chordata, Actinopteri, Beloniformes, Belonidae. The record is from RefSeq and is a predicted model, not a curated record. Gene Ontology annotation, molecular function: calmodulin binding; microtubule minus-end binding; spectrin binding.